Apis mellifera (honey bee) is the source of this 4456-nucleotide messenger RNA. RefSeq names its product protein PAT1 homolog 1 (gene Patr-1). Gene Ontology annotation, cellular component: P-body. Lineage: Eukaryota; Metazoa; Arthropoda; Insecta; Hymenoptera; Apidae. Gene Ontology annotation, molecular function: RNA binding. The transcript is spliced from 9 exons. The record is from RefSeq and is a predicted model, not a curated record. The coding region runs from base 107 to 2308 and encodes 733 amino acids. Gene Ontology annotation, biological process: deadenylation-dependent decapping of nuclear-transcribed mRNA; P-body assembly.
GAAUACAGUUAUGAAUUCACAUAGUGAACCGCCAUGACAGCUGAUGCAUUUCGUAUCGCUUGACGUUUGAUCAGAACAUGUCAUUUUGCACAUUUAAUUUCGACAAAUGGCAGACUUCUUUUUCGGUUUCGAUACGUCGCUUGCAAAUAGCAGUUUAGAAGAUGGUCUUGAAUGUCCCUUUGAGGAAGAUGAUCUUGGAGAAGAGGAAGAAUAUGAUGCUUUGAAUGAUGAAACUUUUGGAUCUGAAGCUACUAUUGGCGAUUGGGAAAAAGAUCAUGAAAAACUUGCAGAAAUUACAGAAUCCAAUCGCCCUCAUCAUCAGAAUACUUUAAACAAAAAAAAUGUAACCAAUUUAGAUAUUGAAGAUAAUUUAUCCCAUUUGGUAUUAGAUGAGAAAGAAGGUAUUGUUCCACGUCCUGGAGUAUGGGAUAAUCCUUCCAAUUUAGCCCUUCCUAAACCUCGACCACCUUUGACUUUAUCACCAGCUAUAACAAAUGUAUGCACAGUGGAACAAUUGGAAAAGGGAUUAAUUGCAAAUAGACAAGCAUCUAGAUUAAAUAAACCUACUCAAACACAACAACCGCAACAACAACAACAGCAACAACAACAACAACAGAAAUCUGAUGGAUCACUUUUGUUUGAAUCUUUGUCUGCACCACCGCGUUUCCCGCCAGGAUUGGGUAUACCUCCACAUCCUGUUGUUUUACCAAACAUGAGAUUUCCUCAUCCUCAAUUUUUACAGCACCCUAGAUUAUUAGCCAAUCAAACUGGAAAUGUACUGAGAUAUCCUAUUGCAGCACAUUUGAUGUUACCACAUACUGCUCAAAGACAACCAAUUCAUGGUUCAUUUUGUAAUAAUUUUCCUCAACCAUCGCUUUCGAAUUUAUGUCCACCUCCAUUUUUACGAGCAGAUCAUAGUAUGAUACCUCCUUUCUCUAGCAAUCAGACCAGUCAUCAACAACAACAGCAACAUUCUUUUCCGCAUUCUGGAAAUCAAAGAAAUCAAAAUAGAGCUUUUCAUCAUCAAGGGGAACAACAAGGAAAUCACCAACCAUUUUUUAAGAACAAUCAACAUCAUCGUAAUCAUGAUCGAAAUAAUCAACGACAUUAUCAUUAUAAUCAUCAUUGUCAAGGAAUAAAUGGAAUCAUUGGAUCAGGAGAAUAUGAUGAAUAUGCCGGUCUCAUGAGUACUCGGGAAAAACAGUGGUUAAUUAAUAUUCAAUUAUUGCAACUUAAUACAAAUGAACCAUAUGUUGACGAUUAUUAUUACAUCGUUUUUUGCGAUAGAAGAAAUAGACAAUGUAUAAAUCAAGAGCAAAAAGAUAAAAAACAUAACAACAAUAAUAAUAAUUAUCAUAGAGAUUCCAGAGAUCGAGAACAACCACAUCAUGUACUUUCAAAAUCCAUAUAUACACCAACACAAUUUGAAAAUUCUUUGGGAAAAUUACAGUUUGCUAGUGUUAUUGCACCGCGUAAAGUUAUUGAUAUGGAUGUUGUACCAAAUAGUGAUCCUCAAUUAGCUACUCAAAUACAACAAAAAGAUACAAAGCGAACAAGACAAUUGUUACUCGAAAUUGAAAGGUUAUAUAUAAUUCAAUUAAAACUUGAAGACUUGCAUAAUCCUUUGGCUCUACUUAGUGAGCAGCAACAAAAUCAAGAAGGAGAGAAUGAAACAAAUAAUAUUAAAAAAGGUAGCUCAGAUAUAAUAAAUAUGAUAUUAUCAGCUUUUCUUCAAUUAAUACAAGAUGAUAAAUUAGCGAGCAUAUUAAGUAUUCGAAAAGGAAAGACGCUGUUGUUGAGGUUCUUGCCAUAUUUGAAUGUAACGGACCAUCGUAAUCAAUUAGAAGAAUUAUGGAACGCGAUAUUUCGAGGAUUAGCUAUUAUAGGUCGUAGAGAUUCUCACCUCUUGAUAAGCCUGCAUUCGGAAUUUCAACGAUGGUUCGAUACUGUGCAAAACUUCAAUACAAUAUUUCGAUUAGCUCGAUCACUGUCUGACUCCGCUAAUCAACCUAUCAAGAACAACAGUUUAGCUUUUGCUUUGACAAACAAGUUUGGUGUAUCUGUAAUUGCUUCGAUGUUUGAACAAGCAGAAAAAUUAUAUCCCACGGAUGAUUCUUUAUCUUCGGAAUGGUCAUCUUUCAUAGCAAACAUCAUUGAAAUAAUUGGUGAAACUCCACCCUGUGUCGCACCUUGUCGACCGAUUGCUGCAAAUACGCUCAAUCAGCAUUUGAAUCGACUAUCUCAUUUAAAAUGCGGGAGAUAUACAAAUCUGGAACUUCUAUUAACUGAUGCCAAUCCUUCUCGAUAGUUAAACGUUAUUAGAUAUUUUUUUGCCAUUUCUUUAAACCUGCUUUUUAUAAUCAUUGAUUGAACGACAAAUUACAUUGAAAGAGAGACGUAAAUAUUUUAAUACUUUAUAUCAUUAAGAUUAAUCAAAUAUUUUCUGCAUAUGAUUAAAUAUAGUAAUUGGUACUCAAUUUUCACAUAGUAAACAUAUAUCUUUUAUGUUUAUUUUAACAAAAUAUUAUAUCGAUCGUGUCUGAUUUAUUAUAUAAAAAAUAAUAAUAUGAUAUUGAUUAAUAAUCUGUAUAAUAUUUACAAUUGUUAUAGUUUGUUUACAGUUUCUUUUUUUGUUUUGUUUUUUAUUCUAAAUAUAUCACGUAAAGCAGGUAUUAAUUAUAUUCAUUGGAUAAACUAUAUAUCUUAUUUUAUGCCCUCUAUUCGUCGUUCUUUCUCUAUCUUUUCUAGUUUUUGUAUAAUAUUUUUAUUACAAUCUCAUUAAAUAGAAACAUACAUAAUUCAAUUUCUAGAUAUUUUAAUAUUGCCUUUUAUUUUUGCAAAUUUUUGCAAUCUUAUGUGCAUGUAAUUUGUUCUCUAAAAAUUUUGCUUAAACUUGGAUCAUUAAUAUUCAUCAUUAAUCGAAUUUAUUUCUUUGUCAGAAUAAAUGUGAAAACAUAUUUAUAAUUGUAUAUCAAUGUUUUUAUAUAUAAUAUUUUUCAUUUUCUUUCUACUAUUUUUUUUUAUUUUCUUCUUUUUCUAUUAUCGAUUUAAUGAUUUUUGAUUUAUUUUUUUCGACGACGAAUGGAGAGGGAAAAGUGAUAGUUUCAUUUCAAACUAAAGCACCCACAUAUUUCUAUUAAAUAAAUGACAAAGAAUAUCCAUAAAUUUGUAAAAAAAAAAAAAAAAAAAGAUAGAUUACGUUAAAAUAUAAAUAUAAAUUAUUAAUUUCAUUUAAGAUUUUGGAUAGGAUAAAAUGUUAUUAUAAAGUCAACUAUUUGUUAAACAAGAUUAAUUGUAUAAUACUUAAUUAAUCUUUACGUAAAAAUAAUUAUGAUAUAAAAAUAACAUUGUUCAUCCAUAUCUUUAAAAAACCGAAAGAGCGCAAAAAUCAUAUAUGCAAUAAUUAUAUAAGUUUCUAUAAGUUUCUAUAUGAGAAACAAAAAUAUUGCAAUGUUUUUGUGUAACAAUUAGCGAAUUAAAAACUUUCAUUGAUAAAGUUAUAACAUAAACAUUGCAGACAUAUAAAUUCAAUGAUUUCAUCUUAUCUGUUAUUUGUUUGCAAAUUUGUUUCACAAUGUCUGUUCAAUCAUUUGGUGUAUAUUUUAAGAGCAGGAUUAUUAUUAAAUAAAAUGUUGCAUACUUACUAUGAAUGAAAUAGUCACAAAGAUAUCAAGUAGCGAGUGCAUGGAAUGCGAUUUACAAUAUAUGACUACACGGCCUUUGGUGCACAGUAUGAACGUUUACUUUUAUUGCAGUAUACAUUUAUAAACUCAUAUGUACAUUUAGCUUGUACAUAGAGCGAUGAAUGAAUAUAUUUUAUAAUCGGAUGCGAAAAAGAGAAUUUAUUUUUUGCCUCCGUAAUAUAGCAUUAGAUCAUUUUUGCAAGAAUAAAAAAGGGUAAAAAGAAAUUAUAAAAAUGAUAAAAAAAGAUAGAUCAUGUUAUUUUUCAAUAUCUAUAAUGAUCAUGAAAUCGAAAAUUUAAUUCGGUUUCUGAAUCAUAGAUUUAAUUUUAAUUAAUAAUAAUAACUUAAAUUACGUGUAUAUUGCGUUGCAUCGAAAUUCAACGCUAAUACUCUUUUUUUAUUACAUAAAAUCAUAAUUUUAAAUAUUGCGAAUUAUUUUCUCUUAGGAGAUAUUUAAUAGAACAGUUUUUAGGUUUCAUAAAUUUUUACGUAGUAAUUUUUUGGUAAAUCUUAUAUUUAUACAUUAAUUAACAUAAUAUAAUAUGAUAUAGAAAUGUGAUGUAAAACAUAUAAGCACUGUCAUUUACGUUGCAAACCAAGGUUAGUUGAAAUUUCGUAAGAAAUGAAAUGUCUUUAUCAUUUGUAAAAUAAUGAUCGAAUGAUAAUUAAACUAAAGCGAGUACUUUUCAAUUCUUUACUCUGGGAUGAAAAAUAUUUGUUGAGACUGUACAAAUUUUUUAAUCUUUGAAAUUAAAUUGUAUUAUAAAGUUUAA